Messenger RNA from Myotis myotis, 6335 nucleotides. RefSeq names its product pellino E3 ubiquitin protein ligase family member 2 (gene PELI2). Gene Ontology annotation, molecular function: protein binding; ubiquitin protein ligase activity. Bases 629 to 1882 code for a protein of 417 amino acids. NCBI's taxonomy places the organism in Eukaryota, Metazoa, Chordata, Mammalia, Chiroptera, Vespertilionidae. The record is from RefSeq and is a predicted model, not a curated record. The transcript has 9 exons. Gene Ontology annotation, biological process: protein polyubiquitination; regulation of Toll signaling pathway.
GCUGGUUCCCUUCCUCCCUCCCGCGGGGCUUCGGCGGCGGCGUUCGGCGCGGGCAGGUCCCCCUGCUGCCCGGUCCCAUUCGUUGCCUCGUCUCUGGCUCGGGGCGGCCGCGACUCGCGGAGCUCCCGGGAGCCCGGCGGGGCAGCCGCGCAGCCACGACGGAGCAGCCUCGGGACUGGCCGCCCCGCGCCCCCUUCGCCGCCGUGCCCUUCCCCGGCGCGCUCACCCCCUUCUCGGGAUGGGAUUGUAGCGGCGGCGCGGACUCGGCGGGGAUCGCGGCGGAGGAGGCGGCGGCGGCCGAGCGGGGCUCCAUGUUUUCCCCCGGCCAGGAGGAGCACUGCGCCCCCAACAAGGAGCCGGUGAAAUACGGGGAGCUGGUGGUCCUGGGAGUCAAGGUGUAAAUAUAAAGAAAGCCCAGUAACAUGUUCAUCUGGAAAGAAGGUAUCAGGAAGAUGGUCCCAUGUGAGGAGCUGCCAUGACACACACUUGCCAUUUACCGAGAAGCAGCAGCAUGGACCUGGCCGAUGUAGCAACACGUGCAACACUCAGCUUCUCCCAAGUGGACACAGGCCCUGCCACCACCCUGGAGUGACAGCCACCAAAUCACAGCCAACGCUGCUGAAAACCUAUGGCCGGCCCGAAAAUGGUUGCUGUGGGUGCUGGGUACAAUGGUGCUUUACCCAAUGGAGACAGAGGCCGGAGGAAAAGUAGAUUUGCCCUCUAUAAACGACCCAAAGCUAAUGGAGUCAAACCCAGCACGGUCCACGUGAUAUCCACGCCACAGGCAUCCAAGAAAUCAGUCCAGAACCUGGAGGACCUUACAAAAGCAAUCAGCUGCAAAGGUCAACACAGUAUAUCAUAUACUCUGUCAAGGAAUCAGACUGUGGUGGUCGAAUAUACACACGAUAAAGAUACGGAUAUGUUUCAGGUGGGCAGAUCAACCGAGAGCCCCAUCGACUUCGUCGUCACAGACACAGUUUCCGGCGGUCAGAACAGUGACGAAGCGCAGAUCACACAAAGCACCAUAUCCAGGUUUGCCUGCAGGAUUGUCUGUGACAGGAAUGAGCCUUAUACAGCACGGAUAUUCGCAGCUGGAUUCGAUUCUUCCAAAAACAUAUUUCUUGGAGAAAAGGCAGCAAAAUGGAAAAACCCCGAUGGCCACAUGGACGGGCUCACUACAAAUGGGGUCCUGGUGAUGCACCCCAGAGGGGGCUUCACUGAGGAGUCCCAGCCCGGGGUCUGGCGCGAGAUCUCCGUCUGCGGAGAUGUGUACACCUUGCGAGAAACCAGGUCAGCCCAGCAGAGGGGAAAGCUGGUGGAAAGUGAGACCAACGUGCUGCAGGACGGCUCCCUCAUCGACCUGUGCGGGGCCACCCUGCUCUGGCGGACCGCCGACGGCCUCUUCCACGCGCCCACCCAGAAGCACAUCGAGGCCCUGCGGCAGGAGAUCAACGCGGCGCGGCCGCAGUGCCCCGUGGGGCUCAACACCCUGGCCUUCCCCAGCAUCAGCAGGAAGGAGGUGGUGGAGGAGAAGCAGCCCUGGGCCUACCUCAGCUGCGGCCACGUGCACGGCUACCACAACUGGGGCCACCGCAGCGACACGGAGGCCAACGAGCGGGAGUGCCCCAUGUGCAGGACUGUGGGCCCCUACGUGCCUCUGUGGCUCGGCUGUGAGGCCGGAUUUUACGUGGACGCGGGACCGCCGACACACGCCUUCACCCCGUGCGGACACGUGUGCUCGGAGAAGUCUGCCAAGUACUGGGCUCAGAUCCCGCUGCCGCACGGCACCCACGCGUUCCACGCCGCCUGCCCCUUCUGCGCCACGCAGCUGGCCGGGGAGCAGAACUGCAUCAAAUUAAUUUUCCAGGGUCCAGUCGACUGAUGCCCUUGGCAGCCAUCUACGACUUCAUUAACAAGUUACUGUGAAGAUUUUUGCCACUAACUCUCGAUUUUACCUUUUUAUAGUGUUGUUUUGUUAAGGGAGGGGCCCGAGGCUGGGAGGAGGGGGAGGUAGUGAGGAGCCGCGCCGGGAGUCGGAGGCCAGUGGUGUGUGGCGCGCACCAAACAGCGGCAUCGUCCUUGACAUCGGCCUGGUGAACCACAUGAUCUCUGUAAUGAUUGAACCGAAGCGCCAUGCUUUUAUUUCAACCUUGGGUUUUUAAACAAGUCUUUUUUUCCCUUUGUAGCCUUGGAUAAAACUUUAAAUCAUAUUUUACAAAUGAAGAAAUGUAUUCAAAAGUUAUUGGCUCGUAAUAUGCCGCGGUCCGUGCUGCAGGGUGUAGGUGUCCUAGAAGACGUUCGAUGUCUGGAAAUACUUGAUACAACAGGCUAGACUCGACCAGAUCCCAAGGGUGGCUCUGUAAAAUGUCAUCGAUGGUCAGGAGACCUUAGGCACAGGUGGUGGUUUUGAAAUCUGGGGCUUUUUUCUGAUUUUUCUUACUUUUGGGGGAGAGAAUGUUCAUAUGUUGUUCUGUUUUCUUUUUAACUUUGGUGGAAUUUAUUUUAUACACACAUUCACCAAAUACCUUGGCAUUUCAAACAAAGAACUUCCCGUAACUUUUUGCCUUUUGUUAUUUCUAAUAUAGUUUGCCCCCACUACUCAUCGUGCAUGGCCAGAACUGUUCAGUUUAUUAAAAUGUAGCAACUUUUAAAAAUCCAUUCACUGAAGGUAAUUAUUGCAGCAGUUAACAUGGCCUAGGUACUAUAAUACCAAGUUUAUUUGCUUACCGAAUUGUUUUAAGAUUUAAGAGCGAUUAAAAGUGAGAUUUUACUUUUUAAAACCACUCAUUGAGGUUUCAUAAGUUUUGUUUUUUUUCUUCCUAAAGAAAGCCAAAAUUCUGUGAGCCUAAGAGCAACACGUCACAAUGACACGGGCGUUUUUAUCUACUCCCUCUCUGCCAUCUGUCACCUUCCCUCGCAGCUUACAGAGCCCUGGAAGUUUUGAAAAUGUUUGCAAAUCAAGCUACAUUUAAAUGUGAUCAUUAGAUAUACACAACACCAAGUGGUACAUCUGCAGAGAUAAUUUGAAAUUCCUGAUUUCAAGAGAGCAAAUGAGUGUUUACUGAGGAAUAAUUAAAUCAAAAUUUCAGAUGAGCCCCUCCAACCCUCUCUGUUUUUUCCCUCUCACUUGGAAUAAUAAUCCGUGGGUACCCAUUCUGUGUGGUACCAGGAGCAUCACUGCUCCCAGAAUGGAAAUCCUACAGGACAGAGCUGGCUGAGAUGGUGGGUCCCUGCCACAUGGGACAAGUAUUUAUUUAAGCUAACAUCCUCUUAAAUUGACCACUGCAUAUCCGUACUACAUUUUUUAACCUUUGUAAAGAUAGAUCUAAUUUAUAUGGUUCUAAUAUACUAUAUCUGUACUUGAAUUGGUUUUUUCUUGUUUUGCCUACUGGCAAAUAUUUUGCUUAUUUUCAAUUGUUCUGACCCAUUUUUGAAUGUCCUUUUCCUUAAAGUGGUAAGCUAUAUUACUCCUGAUUGCUGCUGCUUAAUUUGACUUAAUAUAUAAGAAGUUCAGCCUCUGUUAUAAAAUAGCUUUACUUUCCCAUGGAGACUAUUGUGGAGGUUGAGAUGUGGUGUAGGUUUUAAGUGAUGUGAGAAUCCAACCACAGUCCUCUUACUGAUCGCUUCCCCUGUUCUAUGCAGCGUGCUCUACCUGCAGACAGAAAAGAAAGCAAUGGAGUUGCCUAACUAACACAUCAAAUGCCUCUCAAUUUAGCCAGAGUCUCCAGUGAUUAGCUUUCACUGAUAGAGUGUGUCCUUUCCAUCUGUGAUUCUUUGGGCUUCACAAAAUGGUAAAGGAGGCACACACUCCUUUUUCUUACUAUAGAGCUAGAAGGUGGUUUGAGGACUCUUGAUACCCUAAAAGUAUCAUGUAAGGUAAAUGGUCUAGCAUCCAGUAAGGCUGGAUUUUACCUCUCAAAAAAAACCUUUUUUUCCAGAAAGUUGUGCUCUGAUAUAAUUUUCCAUUUUCAAGAACUAUAUAGGAGUCUGGUAGUUCUGCAUACAACAUGUGCCUCAAAACAAAAUUACCUUCCAACCUGAAAAGUUUGAUUUUUAGCAAACUCAGAUAGCUAAAUGGAAGUUGAAAUUUGGGGAAUAAAUUUCAAACUCUUGGAAGGCGCUAGCUACAUCUUGUCCUUGCAGCUCCACGUGAGGUCCCUCCCACCUGCCUAAGACACCACAGUGCGGGGGCAAGUCUUCGAAAAGGAAACGAUGUUCAUCUUGGCCACGUUUAGUCAGAUCCUCUUAUGAUCUUGGCUAAUGAGAUUUGUUUCUCAGAGUCGAGAGUGUCAGUUUGUAGGAAUAAAGAACUCUAAUCACCCAAGUAGAGUAAUCUAGUUCAGAAAAGGUCACCUCUCAGAGGGCACUUCUGUUUUUAUGCUUUGCUUGCCACCACAUUGAAGGGUGAGUCUCACUCCCCGAUGUGCAUUCAUAGGAAGUUACUGACCAAUUAUCCCCAUCUCGGCCUGACCGAAAUGCCUCUUGUGAAUAGAUUUCCAGAAGUUUGGCCCCAGUGAUGUAUUCCCAUUGGUAUUUUUUUUUUCAGUUGUUUACUACCAAAAAAAAAAAAAAAAAAAAGAUUCAGAGUGAAUGGGGUUACAACACAAUAUUUUUCUAGUCCGGAAUUUUUUUAUUAAUAAUCGGUGCUGCCGGGUCAUGCAUGCUGCAACUCUUAACAUUUUCCUUAUUUGGUUAUGCUUUUUGCAAAAAGGGCUACAGUUCACACUGCAGAGUAUUAAGCUUUCUGGGUUUUUCCCACUGUGGCCCCAAAGAAUUAAAAUCUUUUAAUAUAAAUAGAGCAUAUUUAUCAUUCCUCGAUAGUUAAUUAUAGAGUUUGGUACCUUUGUGCCUCAGGGAAGCCACGUGAUAUAACUGGUUAUAGAAUUUCAGGGUUAGGGUUUAGAGAAAGGAGAAAGCCAUUGGAAAAACGAUGGGCUCCAUUAAGGAGACUAAUGAAUCUGGAUGCAGAAAUAUGCCGGGAACUGGCAUACACAUGAUUGUAGUAGAAUUUAUAUCCAGUAUCAUUAGGGAAAUAGUUUUUAAGUUAUUCCAUAUACUGUAUCAGGAGAGUUGAGGAGAGUGCUUCAUAAAGCUUCAACGCUUUAUUUUUGCUUACAUAGAAAAACUCCAACUCCUGUGAUGUGGGAGCUCAGUAUUGUUGUUGGGGCACUUUUGAGAGUGUAAGGGAAACGUUUCCCCUGUCUUGAUUUAAGUGUGACACAGGUCACAGAAUUGUCACCUGCCGUUCUAUGAUUUUGAUCCACUUCUUUUGUUUUUAAAAGCCCUGGACUUGCAUGAAAGGGUUAUGAUCACACCAUUGUUAAUGCUGGCUAACACCUAGCUAUAUUCGUGUGAUCCUGCCUUGUGACAGUGGAAUUUCUGAUAGACAAACCAUGGAACUUUGAUUUUAAGCCGGGUCCAGCUCCGUUCCCUUGCCAGUCAACCUUACAUCCCCACAGUCCAGCCUCCAUGGGCUGAAGGUAUGAAGGUCCGUCAUUGGUGCUGGAAAUGGAGCCACCCUGUGAUCGCUUCUUUAUUACCCAGUCUAAGGCCAAUGAGAAAACUUUAGGAUCUUUUGAAAAGAGUGUAAGAAUGAUUGAAGCAGUACAACAAGACUUCUCAGUAUUUCUUUUUUAUAAAACUUACAUCUUCUCAAGUAAAUUUUAGCCCUCAUGAACAAUCCCUAGAGGAAGAUAGGGAAAAGCAAAUAUUUUUCCAGUUCUAUUUAACUUUCUAAACAAAAUAAACUCAAUGAAAGGGAAGCUGAGGUUUUUGUUUUGUUUUGUUUUUUAGUGGAGAUGACAGAUUGCUUCCCUGUAUUAAAUAGUCUAGUUAAGGGGUGGUCAUAUUUACCAUGUAUAGUGUUAUGAGCAGUUAAAUUUUAUGGCUAUAUUUGUAAAACUGUUCUUUUAUAUUUCAUGUCAAAUUGAAAAAUUUAUUUCUUCACUAUUGUACCUGUGGAAAUACAAGCCAUUUUACAGGAAAAACCUUCAAAAACUAUUAAACGGAUCUCAGUAUGUUUCUGAGUGGUUGUCUUCAGACUCUGUGGCCAUCCUGGGUUCAUCAGGACAUUCACUAGGAAGCUAAUACAAAAGCAGACUUGAUUCUUGUAUUUAAGCUUAUUAUUGUUUUAUAUUCCACACAGUGCGGAUAUAUUAAAAUCUGGAUACUCAAAACCCCCUUAAUUUUCUUAUGGAAAAAAAACUUCAUCGGUGCUUAUAUUACUAUUUCUUGUGACAUUACAUCUCUGUCAAAUAACUCUAACUUCUAGGAGAUCUUAACCUGGCUUGUAGGAUUAAUGGAUUUUCUUUCUGACCAUUAAAGUUAUAUUGCUA